This is a messenger RNA of Vanessa atalanta (red admiral), 845 nucleotides long. Its product is annotated as transcription factor Adf-1-like. Gene Ontology annotation, molecular function: DNA binding. Lineage: Eukaryota; Metazoa; Arthropoda; Insecta; Lepidoptera; Nymphalidae. Gene Ontology annotation, biological process: regulation of transcription by RNA polymerase II. The record is from RefSeq and is a predicted model, not a curated record. The transcript is spliced from 2 exons. Gene Ontology annotation, cellular component: transcription regulator complex; nucleus. The coding region runs from base 1 to 843 and encodes 280 amino acids.
AUGGAAGAGGAAAAACUAAUUGAAUUUGUUCGCAAAUACGAAUUUAUAUAUAAUUUAAAACAUCCUAAAUAUAUGGAUAAUGUCAAGAAACAAAUUGCCUGGAAGGAAAUUGGGGAGCAACUAAAACAAUCCCCUGUUGCUUGUAAACAAAGGUGGCAAUGUCUUAGAGAUGCAUACAGGAGGGCUUUGAAUAAAAAAAAAGGAAAAAGCAAACAAGCAGCCAAAAAUAUAAAACAAUGGAAAUAUGAAAAAGAAAUGGCAUUUGUAGCUCCUUUUUUAAUCACAAGAAAAACUCAAGAUUCCAUCGAAAUUACAAGCGACGAUGAACUAUCUGACAAUGCCGAUGAGAUUCAUGAGAUAGAAUCCAAUGCUUCAGAAAACCCCAACACUGAUACUGAAAUCGACGACACUCUUGCCAAUGUUAGUGAUGUUAACAGUACUAAAUUAUCAAACGAACCCCCUCAAAAUGAGUCACAGCAAAUAAUAUAUACCAAGAACUCAAAAGCGGAGCUAGCAGCAUCUGCUAUAUUAAUGGCAAAAUUGCUCGAUGACCAAAAGAAACUCGAGCCACCCCGAGGAUAUGACGAGUUAGAUCGCUUUUUUUUAAACAUUUCUGAUACUGUUAAGAAGUUCUCACCGUAUGAACAAGCACUGGCGAAAAAUAAGAUAUUUUCUCUGGUGUCUGAAAUGGAACUACAACGACUUGCCCCAUCUAGUUCAUCUCCAUAUGCCUUCAAUCCAUCCCCGCAAUCAGCAAGUAGCGUAAAGCCAAUGCCGACAAGUCCUGAGAAUUGGAAUGAUGAAACGCAACAUUUUUUCCAUAAAUUUAAUACGCCUAAGUAAAA